Molecule: messenger RNA, 832 nt
Organism: Phacochoerus africanus (Common warthog)
Lineage: Eukaryota; Metazoa; Chordata; Mammalia; Artiodactyla; Suidae
Gene: MRPL14
Product: mitochondrial ribosomal protein L14
Exons: 4
Coding region: 273-710 (145 amino acids)
Biological process (GO): translation
Cellular component (GO): ribosome; mitochondrion
Molecular function (GO): structural constituent of ribosome
Source: RefSeq, a predicted model, not a curated record
GCCCGCCCAGCUGGGUCCGAUGCGCAGGCGCAGGACUACAGGCCGCGUGGGGGGGAAGGCGGCCCUGGGCCAGUGGGGCCCGCAGCGGGAUAUUCCAGGGCGGCGAAGGCGAAGUUGUGAUUCAUCUUCCAGACCUGGAGGGCAAGGCUCAGUGCUGCCCAGGAAGUGGCCUGAAAAGCCAUCUCUGGCACCGGAGUCUUCCAAAUACCUGGCCUCCUCUCAGCGAGCGGAGAGGAGGAAAUAUCACCGAGGGUUUACCAUCUCGGGAUUGCAUGGCUUUCUGUACCGGGCUCCGGGGCCCCUUCGCCCAAGUGAGCAGAGCCCUCAGCCAGCGCUGUUUCAGCACCACUGGGAGCCUCAGUGCGAUUCAGAAGAUGACUCGGGUGCGCGUGGUGGACAACAGUGCCCUGGGGACCACCCCGUACCAUCGCCCCCCUCGCUGCAUCCACGUCUAUAACAAGACCGGGGUGGGCAAGGUGGGUGACCGGAUCCUGCUGGCCAUCAGGGGGCAGAAGAAAAAAGCGCUCAUCGUGGGGCAUCGCAUGCCUGGUCCCCGCAUGACCCCCAGGUUCGACUCCAACAACGUGGUCCUCCUUGAGGACAACGGGAACCCUGUGGGGACCCGAAUCAAGAUACCCAUCCCCAGCAGCCUGCGCCAGAGGGAAGGCGAGUUUUCCAAGGUGCUGGCCAUUGCUCAGAACUUUGUGUGAGCAGACCCAGGGUGCCAGCCAGGGGCUUGUGGAUGGAGCCGUUCUGAGAACUGUGCCUCUGCUGAGAGGGAGCCCUGGGAAUAGUGUCCUGUGGGAGAAUAAACAUUUUCUUGUACGUUUGA